Messenger RNA from Trichobilharzia regenti, 1251 nucleotides. The record is from the annotation of a GenBank genome assembly. Lineage: Eukaryota; Metazoa; Platyhelminthes; Trematoda; Strigeidida; Schistosomatidae.
AUGUUUAAACAACAGGUAAAAAUAUUAAAUCAUCAGUCUUCGUCUUAUGAAGCGUCUAAAGCGUUAUAUAAUUAUUCAGGAUCAUUUAAUUGUGAAUCUACGAUUGAUGCUUUACAGUUUGAAAAAGAGGAUGAUAAACAGUGUCAGAAUAACAAAGUAGAACAUGGGAGUAAUGAAGGUUUUAUUGAUACAUUCCUUGUGAUUAACUUGACAAAUGACAUUCAAAGAAUAUUUGACCUAUUGAAACGAUCAACCACCUUAGCCUACAGAGCUGAAUAUUGGCCUAAACUGUAUGAAACCGCAAGAUAUUGUUGGAAUGUAACAGCAUCAAUAAGUAACUUACUGUGCACACUAUCAGCUUGGUGUAACAAAUCAAAUAUACGUAGGCAGACUGAAGUGAAAUUAGAAGGAAAGUUAAAAGCUUUGUGCAAAACAGUACGCAAAACAGGAAAUACAGAAAAUGUGAAAUGUUCAACUCAUACACAGCUGUCUGGUACAUCGGUUCAAGAAAUUAUGGAUUAUUUGAAACAGUAUACUAAUCGUAGAGCAUUAGCAAACGUUGCAUGGUCUUGUUGGUUUAUGCUGGUAGAUAAUAUGAUAGACCAUAUACAAGCCUUGUUAAAUAAUAAUGAUAAUAUUAGCCAUCAUGAAAACAUUUCAAGGAAGACCGUAAAAAGCGCUGAUGGUUUUCAUGAAAACUGUUUCAAAUUUUGGCAACCUGAAGAGACAAACAAAGAAUAUGAUAUUGACUGGAAUUGGUUGCAUAAAUUCAUUUUGAAAGGUCUAGAAAUUUUAUGCCGUGCUUCUAAAUGGGAGCAUCUUAUACAUUUAGGCUUAAAAGUUGUCGGCAUUUUAGGAAAACGUUGGACACCAAGUGUUUUACCUUUGGUUAUCUUUGGACAAAUACAAAUAUUAAAGCGCUUGAAGAAAGAAGAGAAUCUGCCUGUUGAAAGUGAUGCUUUAUCAAGGAAUAUUAAGCCAUGGCAUUUGGAUUUCACCAAUCCACUUAUUCGUUCACAAAUGCAGUUAUAUUCAGCUUGGUAUCAUUUUAAUAUUUUACCGCUAGAGCAGAAUCCAUCGUCCCGGGUAACAAGUCCUGGAACCUUUAACAAUGAUAAAGAAUUGCUACAAAGUGCAUUCGUUAUGUCACUUACGCCUAAGGAAUACACAGAAUUGAUGAUCAGUUUAAAACCUUCGAAAGUGUUACAAAUCACUGGAAAAAUGAUACUAAAACUGAUACAGUUAAAAUGA